AUGAGUGGGAAAUUUGUGAGGGCUUCGAAAUAUAGACAUGUUUACGGCCAAGUGGCCAAAAAGGAGCGUCAGUACGAGAACAUCCGAGUAACCAACAAUGCGUGGGACUCCAAUUUGAUUAAAGCCAGCAGCAAGUUUCUGGCGGUGAACUGGAAUUCCUCUGGAGGUGGUGCGUUUGCCGUAAUUCCUUUGGAGGAAGCAGGUAAAGCCCCAGAUCAAGUACCUCUCUUCAGAGGUCAUACGGCACAUGUUUUAGAUACUGAUUUCAACCCUUUCGAUGAUUACUGUAUAGCAUCGGGCUCGGAUGAUGGAAAAAUUGGCAUCUGGGAAAUUCCACGGGACUACUCUUUUCACAGUUACACGAACUCCGAUGGCGAUCCCAAGGAUAUAUCUCCGAAGAUGCUUCUAUCAGGCCAUGGUCGCAAAGUUGGACAUGUUCUCUUCCACCCAACUGCAAAAAACGUGUUGGCAUCUUCUUCGCUCGACCACACGGUAAAAAUAUGGAAUGUCGACUCUGGCAAAGAGCUCUUCAAUCUGAAGCAUCCCGACAUGGUUACUUCCAUGUCAUUCAGUUAUGAUGGUAACCACUUGGUGUCAGUCUGUCGUGACAAGAAACUGAGAACCUGGGACAUCAGAGCCGAAAAAAUUGUCAGCGAGGCGCCAGCACAUUCCGGUGCCAAAAACCAAAGAGUGGUAUGGCUCGGCAAUUCUUCGAGGGUAGCAACCACCGGCUUUUCAAAGCUAAGUGACCGUCAGAUCGGUAUCUGGGAUGCAUUCAAUCUUGAACAGGGUGACCUGGGUGGCUUCUACACUGUAGAUCAGUCCUCCGGUAUAAUGAUGCCAUUUUUCGAUGAUUCCAACAAAAUCUUGUACCUGGUUGGAAAGGGAGAUGGAAACAUCCGCUACUUCGAAUUUCAAAACGACGAGCUUUUCGAACUAUCAGAAUUUCAAUCCAUUGACCCUCAAAGAGGCUUCGCGGCUGCGCCAAGAAGAGCUGUAAGCGUCAAAGACAACGAAAUUUUGAAGGCUUUCAAGACGGUCAAUGACCAUUGUAUCGAACCCAUUUCCUUUCACGUUCCUAGAAAAUCGGAUAGCUUCCAGGAAGAUAUCUAUCCAAACGCUCCAUCUGGCGUAGCAGCCCUAAGUGCUGAGGAGUGGGCUUCGGGCAAAUCCGUCGAAGGUCCUCUUUUGUUCAAUAUGAACUCUCUCUAUGAUGGCUCUGAAACCGUUCUGACACCCUCUGCCGGGAGUGAAGUCCUCAAAUCUUCUUCUGCUCCUGCUGAGGUAAUGAAAACGACGGAGAAGAAGUCGAGUGAUGAGAACAUCAAAAAUGAAUCUUCAUCAACGAAGCCAUCGCCUUCAAAGACUAAGUCACUUUCCCCUGGUGUAGCAGCUUCUUCUGAGACCAAUGCCCCCGAAAAGAUCUCUGAAAAGCCAGCUAGUGUCGCAAUUGAUGGAACGCUCCAAAAAGACAAAUCUGUCGACGAACUUUUACAAAAGGCGACCGAUCUAGAUGAAGUGAACGACGCGGAGGACCCAUCUAAGAGAGCCUCGACUUGGGAUGAAGAGGAUGAUGUAGUCCCACAACGUGCUAUCACGCCUACUCGCGAAGAGAAUCCUUUGGUUAACAAGAAAGAUGAAAACUUGCGGGAUCAGAAAGUUGCUGAGAAGGAAAUUUCCAGCGCCAAAGAGUCGCCAAAACCCAAAAACGUGCUUUCUAAAGAGCCUACUCCUGCAACUUCUACCACCCAAGACAAGGACAAAGCCAAGUCAAAAGAAGUGCAGCGAGGCAGCGCUACAAUUGCAGGUCCAAAAGCCAACGGAACUGACUCGUCUUCUUCUUCUUCUUCUUCUUCUUCGAGUAGACCUGCUGCUACGAAGUCAAUGGGUCUUCUACAGUCUGCAGAAAAACUCUCCGCUUUAAUUUGCCAUCUCGAGCUGGUCGUGACAGACUUGAAGAAAGCGAACCUGGACAAAGACACACGUUUGGAGGCUCUGGAGGCUAAAAUAGAAGAAUUACUCAAGAGAUAG
Molecule: messenger RNA, 2031 nt
Organism: Lachancea meyersii CBS 8951
Lineage: Eukaryota; Fungi; Ascomycota; Saccharomycetes; Saccharomycetales; Saccharomycetaceae
Source: the annotation of a GenBank genome assembly